ACUCAAAAUGUCCAUAUACAUGAAGUAAUACCAAGCCCACAAACAUCGGACCGAACUUACAAUAAAACAAUCACUCACAAAAACCAUGGGGGAAAACAGAGGGUUAAAUAAUGAACAUGUAAUUGGGGAAUAGAAACCGUGACAGACAGGCUAGAAGGCCAACCGUAGAGUUACAACAGGACAAUGCAACUGUACGGUUAACUGAAGAAGCCUACUCUCGUUAACCCGUAAACAAAAAAAUUGACACGGUUUACGUGACUUCACUUAUAAAAAUCUAAUCGAAUUCUUAGAAAACGUCCUCGGUCACCUUCCCUCACUCUCAUUUUCCUAUUGACCACAAUUGGUUUCAGCUGUUUUUCCCCUUAUCAACCGUUUUCCGAUAACGUUUUUUUUUAAAUGGCUCAACAAGUGUAUAAGCUUCUCGGUGAGCAGUUGUUUACGUAUAAAGGCCAGGUGUUUCCCGUGGCUGACACGCAUGAAUUAACCACGGAAUAUAUCGACAGCUUGGAACACUUUGAGAUCAAGGACAGUGAUGUUUUCCUUGUCACUUUCCCCAAAUCAGGUACAGUAUGGACCCAGCGUAUCAUCACCCUGUUGUUUGAGGAUGACUUCCCAGAGGAGGCUAACCAGACCACCUUUGUGAGGAUGCCCUGGCUGGAGAUCCUGGAGAAGGGGAAGACCUACACUGAGAGACCCUCUCCACGCCUCUUCUGCUCCCAUCUACACCAGGAACUUAUGCCCAAGGGCCUGCAGAAGAUGAGGGCCAAAGUAAUCUAUGUGACCAGGAACCCUAAAGACAUCCUGGUGUCCUACUUCCACUUCACUAAAUUCAUGAAGAAUCUGGACAGUCCAGAAGACUAUGACGAGAUGCUGGACAAGUUCUUCUGUGGAUGGAUGCUUGGUGGCUGCUGGUUCGACCAUGUCAGAGGAUGGUACAACAACCAGGACAAAUACAACAUCCUGUUCCUCAGCUAUGAAGAGAUGAUCAAGGACCUGAGAUCGGUGGUAGAGCGUCUGGCUGAGUUUGUUGGGAAGAGCCUAUCUGAUGCAGCUAUAGACAGCAUAGUGGAGAAAGUCACCUUCAAUAACAUGAAGAAAGAUGACAAGGACAACUAUGAGUUCUUGCCUGAGAUCGUCAAUGACAAGAAGAAGGGGAAGUUCCUACGCAAAGGUACCAUAGGAGACUGGAAGAACUCGUUGACGGUGGCUCAGAGUGAACGCUUUGACCAGAUCUAUCAGGAGAGGAUGAAGGACCUGUCUCUCACCUUCGUCUGGGACAUCACAGAGCUUCACGGCUGAUACAGACACACAGUGGUGGUUCUAGUUUUUAUUUUUUGAUUUUACCUUUAUUUGACUUAUUUUACUAGGCAAGUCAGUUAAGAACACAGUUAAGAACACAGUUAAGAACACAGUUAAGAACACAUUCUUAUUUUCAAUGUUUGUACGGCUCCUUGGGCUAACUGUCCCUUCAGCAUCAUUCAGCACUAAAUAAAUCAUUACAACAUAUAAAAAUACUCAAAUAAGACUCAGAAAUAUCAAAAAGAAGUAACAAAGACAACAAAAAAUAUUGUAGAAUAUAAAUACAAUUAAAAAGAGAAUUGAAUUAUUAGCCCAUUGCUAACAAAAACACACAAAUAAAACUCAAUUGCACAAAUCCUAUAUCACACAAAUCCACAAAUAGAAUAACACAUGAAUAAAGAAGAGAACCUGAUUAUUACACUACUGAACUUCAAACAAGAAACACACAACUAAAUUGCACAAGUACUUGCAUUACUAAUUGCAUUAGUACUGUACUAAGUUAGAGGUGCGCUAUUUGAUAGAUUCCUCCCUCUGGCUUCCAGUGGGGAGACCUGAGGUCAACCUACAUUUACAUUUACAUUUAAGUCAUUUAGCAGAC
This is a messenger RNA of Oncorhynchus gorbuscha (pink salmon), 1897 nucleotides long. Its product is annotated as amine sulfotransferase-like. The transcript is spliced from 6 exons. The record is from RefSeq and is a predicted model, not a curated record. Gene Ontology annotation, molecular function: sulfotransferase activity. Gene Ontology annotation, cellular component: cytoplasm. Bases 397 to 1299 code for a protein of 300 amino acids. Lineage: Eukaryota; Metazoa; Chordata; Actinopteri; Salmoniformes; Salmonidae. Gene Ontology annotation, biological process: sulfation.